AUGGCUCACCAUAUUACAUUUCUUUGGAUAAUUUUGGUCCUGCUUCUUCAGAAUUCUGUAUUAGCUGAAGAUGGGGAAAUAAGAUCAAGUUGUCGUACUGCUCCAACAGAUUUAGUUUUCAUCUUGGAUGGCUCUUACAGUGUUGGCCCAGAAAACUUUGAAAUAGUGAAAAAGUGGCUUGUCAAUAUCACAAAAAACUUUGACAUAGGACCGAAGUUUAUUCAGGUUGGAGUGGUUCAGUAUAGUGACUACCCUGUCCUGGAGAUUCCCCUUGGGAGCCAUGAAUCAGGAGAGAAUUUGAUGGCAGCCAUGGAGUCCAUACACUACUUGGGAGGAAACACAAAGACUGGAAAGGCCAUCCAGUUUGCCCUUGAUUACCUUUUUGCCAAGUCUUCACGAUUGCUGACUAAGAUAGCAGUAGUCCUUACAGAUGGUAAAUCCCAAGAUGAAGUCAAGGAUGUGGCAGAAGCAGCAAGAGACAGUAAAAUAACAUUAUUUGCCAUCGGUGUUGGUUCAGAAACAGAAGACGCAGAACUUAGAGCUAUUGCCAACAAGCCUUCAUCUACUUAUGUGUUUUAUGUGGAAGACUAUAUUGCAAUAUCCAAAAUAAGGGAGGUGAUGAAGCAGAAACUUUGUGAAGAAUCUGUCUGUCCAACACGAAUUCCAGUGGCAGCUCGUGAUGAGAAGGGGUUUGAUAUUCUUUUAGGCUUGGGUGUAAAGAAAAAGGCUAAGAAACGAAUUCAGCUUUCACCCACAAAGAUAAAAGGAUAUGAAGUGACAUCAAAAGUUGAUUUAUCAGAACUCACAAGCAACGUUUUCCCAGAAGGUCUUCCUCCAUCAUAUGUAUUUGUCUCCACUCAGAGAUUUAAGGUCAAGAAAGUGUGGGAUUUAUGGAGAAUUUUAACCGUUGACGGAAGGCCACAAAUAGCAGUCACCUUAAAUGGAGUGGAUAAAACUUUAUUAUUUACAACAACCAGCAUCAUUAAUGGCUCACAACUGGUCAACUUUGCUGCCCCUCGUGUUAAGACAUUAUUUGAUGAAGGCUGGCAUCAGAUUCGUCUCUUAGUAACCGAACAAGAUGUAACUCUGUAUAUUGAUGAUCAACAAAUUGAAAGCAAGCCCUUACAUCCAGUUUUAGGGAUGUUCAUCAGUGGGCAAACCCAAAUUGGAAAAUACUCUGGGAAAGAAGAAACCGUUCAGUUUGAUGUCCAAAAGUUACGAAUCUACUGUGACCCAGAGCAGAACAACCGGGAGACAGCAUGUGAGAUUCCUGGAUUUAACGGUGAGUGCUUCAAUGGUCCCAGUGAUGUUGGUUCAACGGCAGCUCCCUGUAUUUGUCCUCCAGGAAAACCAGGACUACAAGGCCCCAAAGGUGACCCUGGACAGCCUGGGAACCCUGGAUACCCUGGACAACCUGGUCAAGAUGGUAAGCCUGGAUAUCAGGGAAUGGCAGGAUCACCAGGUGUUCCAGGAUCCCCAGGAAUACAAGGAGCACGAGGACUACCAGGUUAUAAAGGAGAAUUGGGGAGAGAUGGAGAAAAGGGUGACCGUGGACUUCCUGGUUUUCCUGGGCUUCGUGGAAUGCCAGGAUCAAAGGGUGAAAUGGGUCCCAAAGGAGAUAAAGGAUCACCUGGAUUUUAUGGCAAAAAGGGUGCAAAAGGUGAAAAGGGGAAUGCUGGUUUUCCUGGCCUUCCUGGACGUGCUGGAGAACCAGGAAGACAUGGAAAGGAUGGAUUAAUGGGUAGCCCUGGUUACAAGGGAGAAGCAGGACCUCCAGGUGCUCCAGGGCAGGAUGGAUCACGGGGUGAGCCUGGAAUCCCAGGAUUUCCUGGAAACCAAGGAUUAAUGGGACAAAAAGGAGAAAUUGGGCCUCCAGGACCACUAGGAAAAAAAGGAGCUCCGGGGAUACCUGGUUUGAUGGGAAGCGAAGGCUCACCAGGUCAGCCUGGAGCCCCAGGAUCUAAGGGAAAUAAAGGUGAACCUGGACUUCAAGGGCUGCCUGGGGCUUCUGGGCUCAAGGGAGAACCAGGAGCACUGGGUCCGCCAGGAGAACCAGGAUACCUGGGUUUACCUGGAAUUCAAGGGAAAAAGGGGGACAAAGGAAAUCAAGGCGAAAAGGGCAUUCAGGGUCAAAAGGGAGAGAAUGGAAGACCAGGGAUUCCAGGGCCACAGGGAAUUCAAGGCCAUCUUGGUACAAAAGGAGAGAGAGGUGAAAAGGGAGAGCCUGGUGCCAGAGGUGCCACUGGACCCAAAGGAGAAUCUGGAGUGAAUGGUCUGAUGGGGCCUACAGGUCCCCAGGGGCAACCCGGGGAAGCAGGUCCUCAGGGACCCCCAGGACUGGAUGGGAAGCCCGGGAGAGAAUUUUCAGAACAGUUUAUUCGACAAGUCUGCACUGACGUAUUAAGAGCCCAGCUACCUGUCUUACUUCAAAGUGGAAGAAUUCAGAGUUGUGAUCACUGCCAGUCCCAGCACGGCUCCCCUGGUAUUCCUGGGCCACCUGGUCCCAUGGGCCCAGAAGGUCCCCGAGGAUUCCCUGGUUUGCCAGGAAGAGAUGGUGUUCCUGGAUUAAUGGGAGCUCCGGGACGCCCAGGUGCCAAAGGAUUAAAAGGCCUACCAGGACGAAAUGGGGCAAAGGGGAGCCAAGGGCUUGGGUACCCUGGAGUACAAGGUCCUCCUGGUCCCCCAGGUCCAGAGGGCCCCCCUGGAAUAAGCAAAGAAGGUCCUCCAGGAGACCCAGGUCUCCCCGGCAAAGACGGAGACCACGGAAAACCUGGAAUCCAAGGGCAGCCAGGACCCCCGGGCAUCUGUGAUCCAUCACUGUGUUUUAGUGUCAUUGUCAGAAGAGAUCCCUUUAGAAAAGGACCAAACUAUUAG
Lipotes vexillifer (Yangtze River dolphin) is the source of this 2874-nucleotide messenger RNA. It is a transcript of the gene COL21A1, whose product is annotated as collagen type XXI alpha 1 chain. Lineage: Eukaryota; Metazoa; Chordata; Mammalia; Artiodactyla; Lipotidae. The record is from RefSeq and is a predicted model, not a curated record. The coding region runs from base 1 to 2874 and encodes 957 amino acids. The transcript is spliced from 29 exons.